UGAAAACACUUUAAAUUACGAAAAGAGCUGUAACUGAUUCGUUUGAAUUCUAUAAAAUGGGUGCAGCUUUCUUUCCUGUGCUGUUUUUCACUGCAGUUUGGGGUGCGGUUGGCAUUGGAAUGCCUAUGAUGACUCCCAAAGGACCUCACCAGAACCUGAUACGUUGUGUCCUGAUGCUAACUGCUGCCUGCUGCUGGCUGUUUUGGUUGUGCUGCUACAUGGCCCAAAUGAAUCCAUUGAUCGGGCCCAAACUGAAGCGAGAUGUAGUGGCCAUUAUUGGACGCGAGUGGCACAAUGAAAUCGUUGCUGGCUAAGAACUAAUGUUCCAUAAGGAUACAGAAAGCAAAUAUAUGAAGUGUUCCCAUAUUCACCAAUAAAGUUGUUUAAAUUAUGUUGUAAAUAAUCACCGCAAAAAAGAUUUAAAUUGUGUUAAAAAUAAAUGGUGCAAUACUUAA
Messenger RNA from Drosophila bipectinata, 455 nucleotides. RefSeq names its product Vacuolar H[+] ATPase M9.7 subunit a (gene VhaM9.7-a). Gene Ontology annotation, cellular component: plasma membrane proton-transporting V-type ATPase complex; proton-transporting V-type ATPase, V0 domain. Gene Ontology annotation, biological process: proton transmembrane transport. Lineage: Eukaryota; Metazoa; Arthropoda; Insecta; Diptera; Drosophilidae. The record is from RefSeq and is a predicted model, not a curated record. Gene Ontology annotation, molecular function: proton-transporting ATPase activity, rotational mechanism.